Molecule: messenger RNA, 6140 nt
Organism: Halichondria panicea
Lineage: Eukaryota; Metazoa; Porifera; Demospongiae; Suberitida; Halichondriidae
Exons: 34
Coding region: 95-6022 (1975 amino acids)
Biological process (GO): protein dephosphorylation
Molecular function (GO): protein tyrosine phosphatase activity
Source: RefSeq, a predicted model, not a curated record
UGGGAUUGUGCCAUCCAGACUCUGUUGAAAACAUUGGUGAACGUGAUCCUUUACUAUCUACGCUAUAGCGCUAUUGGCUACAGGACUAAGGAGAAUGUUCCCCUCAAGGUUAUUUCUCUGCUGUCUGCUGGGAAGUGUUUCUCUUGUGUAUGGACAACCUUUGAUUCGACUUGCAUCACCCAAUGAGCCUGGUAGCACUGACCACACUGGAGAGAUCAUCUCGUUCUCUGAUUUUGGACCAAGAAUUGGUACUAAUCCACCAGCCUGGUAUUGCUACACCUUAGACCCUAGUGGUGUAGUGUGGCAGCUCCCUGAUGGGAGUGGUGUGCCCAUAGGCAUCCCGAACAAUGCCAACACAGCUGCAGUUGGGGACGAACUGCUCAUCACUGGUGUUCCUGGAGUUGCCAUUGUUCUGCAUCGUGGUCCCACACACUUCAGUCCUGAUGGAGAACACUGCUGUGUGAGGGUUAACAUUGACCCCAAUUUGAGGAGAUGUGUCACCUUCACUCCCUGCCCCACACUGAGUCCACUGUCUAAUGGAAUGAUUUCGUACAAUGCAACCACCAACAUGGCCACCUACACCUGUGACACUGGGUACACCAUCAGUGGAGCUACUCCGAUAACUUGUAUGAGUGAUGGCACUAGUGCUGGUACCUGGUCUCCAUCACCACCUACAGUUACUUGUGCAUCUCGACUGGCAUCACCCACUGAGCCCCCUGGCACUGACCACACUGGAGAGAUCAUCUCGUUCUCUGAUGUUGGAUCAGGAGUUGGUACUGAUCCACGAGCCUGGUAUUGCUACACUGAACCUGCUGGUGCAGUGUGGCAGGGUCCUGGUGGGAGCACAUUGCCCAUAGUUCGCGACAGGGAUGCAGUUGAUGACGAACUGUUCAUCAGUAGUGUUGAUUUUACUGCCGUUGUUUUGCAUCGUGGUCCCUCACACUUCAGUCCUGAUGGAGAACACUGCUGUGUGAGGAUUGCUGAAGGCCCUGCAGAGAGGAGAUGUCUCACCUUCACUCCCUGCCCCACACUGAGUCCCCUGUCUAAUGGAAUGAUCUCAUACGAUGCAACCACCAACAUGGCCACCUACACCUGUGACACUGGGUACACCAUCAGUGGAGCUACUCCGAUAACUUGUAUGAGUACUGGUACUACUAGUGCUGGUACCUGGUCUCCACCACCACCUACACUUACUUGUACAAUCGUCACCUGCCCUGUCCUAACCUCCCCUACCAAUGGAGCCUUGUCCACCACUAGUCGGGACUACCUCACUGUUGUUACAUACAGCUGUGAUACUGGCUACGUCCUCACUGGUAAUAGUGGUAGUGCUAGAACAUGUCAAGCUGACGGUGUGUGGUCAGGAGUGGCACCAACAUUUACUUGUCCACCUGUUGACUGUGGACCACUUGCCAACCCCUCUAAUGGAGCAGUGAGCACAUCCUCUGGAACCACCUUCAUGAUGACUGCUACCUACACCUGUAACACUAGAUACCUACUCAGUGGUGAUGCUAGUCAGACUUGUCAAGCUACUGGAGUGUGGGGCGGCAGUGCACCAACCUGUCAAUUGACUUGUGAGGACCUCGCUAGACCAGCUAAUUCAGGCAUAUUCUACAGUGGUGGAACUAGUGAUCUCAGACCACCUGGCACUGUGGCCACCUACACCUGUGUCAUUGGGUACAGGAUUGUUGGUACCACUAGUGCUACCAUGACUACUAGGAGCUGUCUAACCAAUGGAGGGUGGAGUGGCAGUGAUCCAACAUGUCAACCUGUUGACUGUGGUUCCCUGACUGACCCCAUCAAUGGAGCAGUGGACACAUCCUCUGGAACUACCUUUAAUCAAGUGGCCACUUACACCUGUACCAAUGGGUACAUGAUUAGCGGUGCUACCACUAGAACCUGUCAGGCUACUGGAUCCUGGAGUCCUUCUCAACCCACUUGUGCACCUGUUGACUGUGGUGGCCUCACUAACCCCCUCAAUGGACAAGUCAGAACCUUCUCUGGAACCACCUUCAUGAUGACUGCUGCCUACACCUGUAACACUAGAUACCUACUCAGUGGUGAUGCUAGUCGGACUUGUCAAGCUACUGGAGUGUGGGGCGGCAGUGCACCAACCUGUCAAUUGACUUGUGAGGACCUCGCUAGACCAGCUAAUUCAGGCAUAUUCUACAAUGGUGGAACUAGUAACCUCAGACCACCUGGCACUGUGGCCACCUACACCUGUGUCACUGGGUACAGGAUUGUUGGUACCACUAGUGCUACCAUUACCAGGAGCUGUCUAACCAAUGGAGGGUGGAGUGGUAGUGAUCCAACUUGUGAAUUAAUUUGCCCAACUCUCCCUAAUCCAACAAACGGAGCUAUUCAAUACACCUCCAUUAUCCCCCGAGCAACAGCCUCCACUGCUACCUACAGUUGCACAGCUGGCUAUCACCUCAGUGGGACAGCAGUGAGGACAUGUACUACCAGUGGAUGGAGUGGUGCUGCUUCUACCUGUAUAGUCUUCUGUGAUGACCUCCCUGUCCCCAACAACGUGAUGAUUAACUACAAUCCAGCCUCCACCCCCAGACUGCAGGGAGCCGUGGCUACACACAGCUGUACUGUCACUGGAUACGAACCAUCCAGUGGACCUGAUCGGGUGUGUCGGUCUGACAGAGCAUGGAGUGGAGGUGUCAUCACUUGUCAAAUUGUGGACUGUGGCAAUCCUCCGGUGAUCUCGAAUGGAGUGCGCCAAUUCUCUGCUACUACAUUUGAAGAGACAGCCACUUACAUGUGUGCUGGGAGCUUCACUCUAUCAGGAGACUCCACUCUGACUUGUAUGGCUAGUGGACUCUGGGGCACACCUCCAAUAUGCUCUCCUGUUUGUGAGGACCUUCCCUCACCUGCUAAUGGAGGGAUUAGCUACAAUACGACACUCUCCCCAAGACCAGCGGGGACAGUGGCCACCUACACCUGUGACACUGGGUACGAUAUCUUUGGUACUAAUAGAACAAGGACAUGUCAAUCAGACACUACCUGGAGUGGAGGAGACAUUGUCUGUCAAGCAAGCUGUCCUGCUCUCACUCUAUCAAAUGGUGACAUCACUUACAUCAUGAACACCUCUCCUAUUCCAGUGGGUACAUUGGCUACCCACUCCUGUAGUGACUCGUUUGUGCUCUCUGGUGAUGCUACCAGGAGAUGUACUGGCAGUGCUAGUGGAGGAAUGUGGAGUGGACUAAUGCUAACAUGUAUUGGAACAUGUGAGGACCUACCCAGCAUCACUAAUGGAGUCAUUGCUUACUCAUCAACCUCUCCUCCACGUACUGAUGGGAGUACUGCCACUUACUCUUGUGGGAUGAUGAUGGAGCUGAUGGUGAUCGGGAGCAGUGUAAGAACAUGUGGAUCAGACCGUAACUGGACUGAGGCUGAGCCAUUCUGUCAGAGAGUGUUCCUUCAACAUCAAGGGUUUACAAUAGCUGAGGCUAAUUCUCGAGUGCAGCUUGACACCAUUGGAGAGGGGGGGAGAGGACUGGUGUGCAGGACUGAUCACCAACAAUGCUGUAACGAUACCUCUAACGCCGCUUGGCUUAAUCCCAAUGGCACUGUUGUCCCUUCAACUUCAAGUCGUGGAGACUCUGACUUCUACACUGACACUGGUGAUGGGUUCAUACGCCUCAACCUCAUCAGAAACACUACCACUGCAACUGGUGAAUAUUGCUGCCGAGUUCCAAUGGACGAUGGAGCUACCGUGGAGACGUUCUGUGCACAACUAUUCCUGCCUGAACCUCAAGUCUCUGUCCCUGUUGCUGUUAUUGGUGGGGCAGUCGGUGCUAUAGUGGUGGUGAUUCUGGUGAUCCUGCUCAUCAUAUUCCUAGUACUGUUCCUGAGGCGCUCACGGAAGAAGCAGUAUGAGCCUGCUGUCAAAAACUCUGGUUUCUCUACUGUAUACACCAAACACAGCGAUACUGACGGGGUGGUCACCAUAUCAAAGGAUCAAGAGCCUACCAUCACUGGCUUCCCCAGUGAGAGCAGAGGUAAUGAAGGGGAGGAGGUGGUCAUUAAGCCCAAGGUGGGAGGUCACCCUCCACCCAGUCUCACCUGGUACCACGAUGGUAGGAAGGUGACUGCAGACUAUGCCACAGAACUGGACGAGGAAGGUGGAAUAUCCUUCCCUAGUGUGGAGAUGAAACAUGCUGGUGUCUAUAAGCUGGUGGCCAGUGGACCUUCUGGCACAGCUGAGAAAGAGCUCCAGUUGAUAGUGGUACCAGAGGGAAGGGAAGCAGAGGUGACAGAUGAGGUGGACCUCACUCCUAUACCAGUGGAUGGGUUUGGAGCAUAUGUCACUGAGCAGCAUGCUAAUGGAAACAAGAAGUUUUCCAACAACUAUUCGGGUCUCGGUGGCAAGGAAGGUGAACACUCAACAGCAAUUGCCAAACAGCACAAAGAUGAAAACAGAUUCGGAAACAUUCUUGUGUAUGAUGACAACCUCAUUAUCCUAGACCCCAUCCCUGGACAAGAGGACUGUCAGAGUGACUACAUCAAUGCCUCCUAUGUAGACGGUUUUGACAAGCCAAACAAGUUCAUUGCUUCUCAAGGACCACUACCCAAUACCCUGGUGGACUUCUGGCGCAUGAUGUGGCAGGAGAGACCACCCAUAAUAGUCAUGCUCACCAACCUCAAGGAGAACAACAAGAUCAAGUGUCAACAGUACUGGCCAGACAGUGGCAGUGUGAACUAUGGCCCCUUCACAGUCACCAUCACAGACCAGCAGGUCCUGGCUGACUACACUGUCAGAAACCUACUACUUGCAAUGAAAGGGCAAAGUGGGAAACCUUUCAAGACCACUCAGUUUCACUUUACAACGUGGCCUGAUCACGGUGUGCCUGACUAUGCCACGCCCAUUCUUGGGUUCCAUCGUCGGGUCAAGUCCCAACACAAGCCAUCCAGAGGUCCUCUCCUGGUCCACUGCAGUGCUGGUGUGGGACGCACAGGCACUUACAUUGCCCUUGAUAAUAUCCUAGAUCAAAUCGCAGCUGAAAAUGUCGUCGGUGUUUCCAGCACCAUUGUCAAAGCUCGCAAACAGAGGAUGAAAAUGGUCCAGACUCAAGACCAAUAUGUGUUCAUCCACGAUGCUAUCCUUGAGUCAGUGACGUGUGGAGACACUCAGAUCAGUGCUGGAGAUCUGCGCAGACAGAUACAGAAGAUGUCAUCAGUGGCCCCGGGAAAAACCGUCUCUGGAUUCCAAUACCAGUUCCAAAUUCUGGAACAGGUAUCUCCAAAUCCGAAUGAGGUCAACUGCAGCGGUGCAUUGAGACACAAGAACCUGAACAGGGGAAUACAGUACCUACCAAUUGAGAAUCACCGUGUGUUCCUAAAAGGAGAGGACCCUGGUCGUGACUAUGUCAAUGCCGUCUUUGUCAAUGGCUACAAGCACCAGAAGGCAUACAUCAUUGCCCAGAAUCCACUGGACUCAACCGUGCGUAACUUCUGGAAGGUGAUCUAUGACAGGAAGUGUGCGGCUGUUGUGAUGUUAACUCCUCUCAGUGAGGAUGGGAAGGAGGCAUGCUCCCAGUACUGGCCAGAGAGUGGCAAUGUCACCUCCUUCGGUGAGUUCACCAUCGAUAACUUGGGGGAGGAAACCAACACUGGGUUCGUUAUGAGGCAACUGAGCGUGCUUAACAAGAAGACUAAGCAAACUCAGCAAAUAAUUCAAAUCCAAAUUCUCGGUUGGAAGUCGACUGGUGCAUGUGAGAACCUCAAGAUUGUAACUGACGUGAAUGAGGAGGUUAUAAAGGUUCAAAGGAGGACUGGAAACAAGGCGAUUGUGGUCCACUGCAGUGACACUGCGACCCGCUCUGGUAUGUACUGCUCCAUAGCUACUACCAUUGACCGUUGCAAGACAGAGGGAGUGGUGGAUGUGUUCCAGGUGGUCAAGGCUCUCAGGGUCCACAAGCCAGGGGCAGUACCCUCAGUCGACAACUACAAGGAUGUUUUUGAGGCCUUGUUGGUCUACUUGGACUCCUUCGAUACUUACGCAAACUUUCUUUAAAACUAAAACUUUUAAUGUGAAUGUGAGUGCAUCUUUUAUUGUUGUUUUUGAAGUUAGACGUAGGAUUUUAGUUUUUGUAUUUGCCAGUUUUUUAAUAUUUGUCAUUUCUGAGGAAAAA